Messenger RNA from Aegilops tauschii subsp. strangulata, 1834 nucleotides. Its product is annotated as probable galacturonosyltransferase-like 9. Gene Ontology annotation, molecular function: glycosyltransferase activity. Gene Ontology annotation, cellular component: Golgi apparatus. The record is from RefSeq and is a predicted model, not a curated record. NCBI's taxonomy places the organism in Eukaryota, Viridiplantae, Streptophyta, Magnoliopsida, Poales, Poaceae.
AAUCGCCCCCAGGAAAACAAACCAUCGGAGUUGGGGGGAUCCAUUCCAUACCAAGGAGCGACGGGAGGAGCCAAGGAGGGAUUGGUUGGAACAGACGCCGACCACUUCGUUCCCCUCCCCUCCCCAACCCAACCAGAGAGAGAAGAGAGAGAGAGGAAGAGCGAGCCCGACCCAGGCCCCCCUCGUUCCCACCGGGCGAGAGAGAGAGGGCGGGGGGAGGGAGGGAGAGAAAGAGGGGGAGCCCUAGCCGGCGGCGGCGGGGGCGAUGGCCGCGGCCGCGCCGGCGAUGCGGGCCGGGCUGGCGGCGUUCUUGUUGUUGUUGGCCGCAUCGGGGGCGGGGGCGGUGGGGGCGGAGGGGGCGCUGCCGCGGUUCGCGGAGGCCCCCGAGUACCGGAACGGGGAGGGGUGCCCGGCGGCGGUGGCCGGCGCGGGGGUGUGCGACCCGGGGCUCGUCCACAUCGCGAUGACGCUCGACGCGCACUACCUCCGGGGCUCCAUGGCCGCCAUCUACUCGCUGCUCAAGCACGCCUCCUGCCCGGAGUCGCUCUUCUUCCACUUCCUCGCCGCCGACGGCGCCGCGCCCGGGGUGGCCGAGCUCCGGAGCGCGCUCGCGGCCUCCUUCCCGUCGCUGCGGUUCGAGAUCUACCCGUUCCGCGCCGACGCCGUCACGGGGCUCAUCUCCGCCUCGGUGCGCGCCGCGCUCGAGGCGCCGCUCAACUACGCCCGGAACUACCUCGCCGACCUGCUCCCCAAGUGCGUGCCGCGGGCCAUUUACCUCGACUCGGACGUGCUCGCCGUCGACGACGUGCGGAGGCUCUGGGAGACGCGCCUGCCCGCCGCCGCCGUCGUCGCCGCGCCCGAGUACUGCCACGCCAACUUCUCCCGCUACUUCACCGACGCAUUCUGGUCCGACCCGGACCUCGGCGCGCGCGUCUUCGCCGGCCGCCGCCGCGCGCCCUGCUACUUCAACACCGGCGUCAUGGUCAUCGACCUCCGGCGCUGGCGCUCGGGGAACUACCGCCACCGUGUCGAGCAGUGGAUGGAGUUGCAGAAGGAGAAGCGAAUCUACGAGCUGGGCUCCUUGCCCCCUUUCUUGCUCCUCUUCGCCGGCGAGGUGGAGGCUGUCGACCAUCGGUGGAACCAGCACGGCUUGGGCGGCGACAACAUUCUUGGUAGCUGCCGCCCGCUCCACAAGGGCCCUGUUAGCCUGAUGCACUGGUCAGGCAAGGGCAAGCCAUGGGAUCGCCUCGACUCCGGCAGGCCUUGCCCGCUCGACCAUACAUGGAAAUCAUACGACCUCUACAUUGGCGACGGUGAUGUGUCGCAAGCUUCGGCGCCGUCCUGGGCCUCAUUGUCAUCAUCGGCGUUGCCGGCGUCGGUGUUUUCUUGGUAGACAGAUAUGGGACACACGAUAUAAUUUUUUCAUUUGGUUGUGGUAAUGCAAUUGCCUUGCGAUGCAUAUCCAUUGCCAUCACAGCUGCCGUCGCAAGCCGGCUGCCGCCUUCGGCUGUACAGCGAGAGGAGGAGGGGCGGUACAUUGCGACGGCUGCGACGGGAAGAGGAAGAACAGUGCAUAGGGGAAGCAAAAUUCUUGUUCAUUCACGAUACAAUUCGGAUUGAUUCAUUAUGCUGUGAUUCGGAGGUGGUGACUAGGGGGUGUUGGAAUUACUUUAUUGGUGGUGUACAAUUCUUGGAUAGAAGAAAGGUUUCACUUUUUUUGUCUGUUAGUUCAGGAUUGUUUCAUUUACAUUUACAUGUUUGUUCAGUAAACCAGUAUAAAUAUUGAUUGAAUUGGUUUCAAUAAAACAGGGUGGAUCUUCUUAUUCUUGCUUCA